UUAUCAUGUGCCUCACGCCAUAUCGAGAGCGGCUCAGCAGUUGUCCAUAGCUCUUUGAAACUUCCUGCUGAUCCAGAUGGUGGGGUAAAGCGCAAAGCCACAUUCUGACGUUUCUGGUUCGAAGACGUACCGUUUGUGAGGUAGCAGUUUGCCUAGAACUGAAGUCCAACACCGGAAAUUGGUGCUUGGAAAUCCGCUGGUGUCGUCUUGAGAACGACAAAGGUACAUCGGGAAUUGUGUCAGCUCUCGGUACCUUCAACACGGCUCCAGUCAAUGUAGCCGCCGAGCAAACUAUAAGUCAAGCAGGUUUCCCUCACCCCAACCCUCUUUUUCAGCACUCCACCUGCACUUCCUGCUCGCUUCAACACAGCUGCCUGGGGUAGCUCGUCAUUGUUUAUCCCUGCUUGCGCAACAAUCACCCUUCGAUUCGUCUUUGAGCUGUCGUUCGAAUCAUCUUUCGCUAUGCGAUUCUCUGCCAAAAGCCUCCUCGUCGGUGCUGCAUGCUUCCUUUUCGCUACGACUGCCAGCGCCCAAGAUUAUUGUGGGUAUGAUGGGCCGUGGGAGCAAUCGGACCUGUCGAUGACGGGCGGCCAGGGCGGCGGCGCAUUCUGCGAAACCAAGUGGCAGGAUGGCAUCGUCAUGAAGGGUGUCGAAGUUUGGGCCGACGAUGGGGGUGUCAUCGCCGUCCAGUUCACCUAUUCAGACGGAACCCUGAGUCCUAUUUGGGGCAGGACUGGUGGCUCGACCGGGCAUGGCAGGAUUGACUGGGAUCCCGAAUCAGAUACAAUCAAGAAUGUGGUGACUUGGGGCAAUGGAGUUGCCCAGUAUCUUGGACGUGUUGUCAUUGAGACACAAUCAGGAAAGUCCCUAGAUGUUGGCAGGAAACCAGAAGCCCACCAGUCGGAUUGGCCGAUGCCGGUACACUCCGGUAUCAUGCUUGCAGCAUUCGGGGGUUCUGGGACCCGUAUCGACAGGCUCGGCUUUAUAUUCCUGAAAAGCAAAGUCAAACAUGUUACAGUCGAUGACGUAAAAUUCGAGGAUACGCCAGAAGAACUCAACAAGAGGAAACAGGGUAUCGCAACAGAGACGGUCGACUGGGCCGACCACACCAACAAUCACGAUACAGCCGAAGAGACAUACACUUUUGCAAAGAACGAGGGGAGAGAGGUCUGGAAAGCCUAUACCAUCAGAUCGACCGCCAGUUUCGGCUUCAAGGAAGCUAUCGAAGUAUCCGGCGAACUCCUCGGCAUUGGUGCCAAGAGCAACACCGAGCUCUCCUUUGGUGUCGAAACUGGGAGGGAAGAGACCAACACCUGGAGAGACACUGUCACAAUCAAUUACUCGAUUGCGACGAAGCUGGCGCCUGGGCAGCGGGUGUACUGCAGGUCUUACUGUCAAAAGGGUACCUACGACGGGUCUUUCACGGCUACGGUUACUAUGAAAUUGGAGGAUGGGACCGAGUUCAAAUUCAAGGAGAAGGGCACCAUGAAACAGCUAAUGUACACCCAGGCUACUUCGGAAUGCGACGAUAAGCCGUUUACGGAUGGGCCUGGUGCGGAACACUUUCACAGUAACAGACGCGCUGUGAAGUUCAUCGCGUAGGUGGUAUGACCACCACUUGGUUGUGCUGGCCAUGUCUUCUCUUUUCGCCCGCCGGAUGGAGUUCAUUUUUCACGAUGCAGGGCAGCGACAUUGUGCAGAGCACAUGCAGAACAUGUCGUACCUUCUGCAAUCUGCAGAUGUACGGGAUAAUGGCUGCAUCCUAGAGACGGCUUUCAUUGUACCCAUCUGUUUCACUUCUUUGUUGUAUCUAUAUUUCCUCUGCGGUAGUAUCGAUUUGGCAUCAUCCUGCGUGUAGACAGACCGCUAAGCGAAUCUAACCUGCGCUUUUUUGCAGUAUGGUGUUCAUAUUAUCAUAAGGCGGAAUUGCAAGACGAGAAGACUGC
Messenger RNA from Westerdykella ornata, 1946 nucleotides. RefSeq lists its product as uncharacterized. Lineage: Eukaryota; Fungi; Ascomycota; Dothideomycetes; Pleosporales; Sporormiaceae. The transcript is spliced from 2 exons. Bases 463 to 1602 code for a protein of 379 amino acids. The record is from RefSeq and is a predicted model, not a curated record.